Dromiciops gliroides (monito del monte) is the source of this 2047-nucleotide messenger RNA. It is a transcript of the gene SAE1, whose product is annotated as SUMO1 activating enzyme subunit 1. The transcript is spliced from 9 exons. The record is from RefSeq and is a predicted model, not a curated record. NCBI's taxonomy places the organism in Eukaryota, Metazoa, Chordata, Mammalia, Microbiotheria, Microbiotheriidae. The coding region runs from base 142 to 1182 and encodes 346 amino acids. Gene Ontology annotation, biological process: protein sumoylation. Gene Ontology annotation, molecular function: SUMO activating enzyme activity. Gene Ontology annotation, cellular component: cytoplasm; SUMO activating enzyme complex.
GCGCGGCCGCGGGGGGAGGGGUCCAAAGAGGUAGGCGGUUGGCGGGUAGGUCGCGAGCCGGCGCGCGGGGAAGAAGCUGGCCGGUUAGGCGGACCGAGGAGAACGAAGGAGGCAGCGUGAGGAGCGGAGCAGGGCGGCACCAUGGUGGAGAAGGAGGAGGUGGGCACGAUCAGCGAGGAGGAGGCGGCUCAGUACGACCGGCAGAUCCGCUUGUGGGGGCUGGAGGCACAGAAACGGUUGCGGGCCUCCCGGGUGCUUCUUGUCGGAAUGAAAGGUCUGGGGGCAGAAGUUGCGAAGAAUCUCAUUUUGGCAGGUGUGAAAGGACUGACCAUGAUGGAUCACCAGCAGGUAUCUUCAGAAGACACUAGUGCUCAGUUCUUGAUUCCUACUACUGGAUCCUCUGGCCGGAACCGGGCAGAAGCCUCCUUGGAACGAGCACAGAACCUCAAUCCCAUGGUGGACGUGAAGGUGGACACAGAGAAUAUAGAAAACAAGCCUGAGACUUUCUUCACACAAUUUGAUGCUGUUUGUCUGACUUGCUGUUCCAGGGAUGUCUUAGUUAAAAUUGACCAGAUCUGUUAUAAAAAUAGCAUCAAGUUCUUUACCGGGGAUGUUUUUGGCUACCACGGAUACAUGUUUGCUAAUCUGGGAGAGCAUGAGUUUGUGGAGGAGAAAACCAAGAUCUCCAAAGUCAGCCCUGGAGUGGAAGAUGGACCUGACACUAAGAAGGCAAAGCUGGAGGCCACAGAAACGACGAUGGUCAAAAAGAAAGUGAUUUUCUGUCCAUUCAAGGAGGCUCUGGAGGUGGACUGGAGCAGUGACAAGGCCAAGGCAGCCCUCAGACGGACCACUUGCGACUACUUUCUGCUCCAAGUGCUCCUGAAAUUCCGCACAGACAAAGGGCGGGACCCUCGGUCAGACACUUAUGGUGAAGAUUCAGAGUUGUUGCUGCAGAUCCGAAGUGACCUUCUUGAGUCCCUGGGAGUGAACCCUGAGCUGCUUCCUGAUGACUUUGUCAGCUCCUGCUUCUCGGAGAUGGCACCAGUUUGUGCAGUUGUUGGCGGGGUGUUGGGACAGGAAGUUGUAAAGGCCUUGUCUCAGAGGGACCCUCCUCACAACAACUUCUUCUUUUUCGAUGGAAUUAAGGGAAAUGGGAUUGUCGAGUGUCUUGGCCCAAAAUGAAAGCAAGCCUUCGGCCCCGAGAUGACCUGCAGCACACUAUUGAGGUCCAGACGCAACCCCCACCCCAGUGCCCCAAAGAGAAGAGCCUUUCACAUUGGGGUUCAGCAGGUGUGCUUGCAGUCGUUAACAGACGCUGGUCAAUACAAGGGGGUUUGGAGCCUGACUGUUAGCAUCUCGGCAUGAUUCCCUACCACGUUUAUCCUCCCCGAGCAGAGGUCACUGACCCCGGCCAUUCGUCAGUCCCGUCCCAGCCAAGCUUGCUUGCUUUUUUAUAUUCCUUGGGAUGCUUCUCUGGGAUGGGCAGGGCAGCCUGUCCUGAUUCCCCAUCGGCAGGCAUGCCCAGUUGGGGUCAGACUUCAGGUGGGGAAUAGAGGCUGGGCCAGGGGGAAUAGCUUCCAGAUUUAGGCAAGUGCCCGUGGGUGGGGCACGGGAAGGAAGGGCACCUGGGCCUGACACAGGGCUUGGCGUUUUAGUUUAGAAUCCCUGUGUUAGACAGGCCCGUUCAAAUCGAGCCUUAUUCCUGCUUUCUCUUAAGUCACCCACUGAGGAGGGCAUCCCUCUCCUCUUUGGCUUCCCUUUAGUCAUUGUGACUGACUAACAAUUGCAGGCACUUUGAGGGAAGUCUUUGAAUUUUAAAAUUGCCCCCUAGAAAGGCCCAGCCUGUGCCGGCUCCUGAAGGCCCUGUUACGGAAGCUGGUAGAAUCAUUCACAGGAGUUUCUUUUUUUAUGGAGUGGGGGGGGGGUGUUACUAAUGUGGUGUUCUUUUGCCCAUCCUAAUGGCAGCUGUUGUGUUUUACAUGUUUUCUCUAUUUUCCUGGAUUAUGAAAAACAGAAUAAAAUAAAGCUGGUUGCUUUGGGCCUUGUC